GCGCGGUCCCGCUGACUGGGGCUGCUGCCUCAAACACACAACACUGUCUUUCAGCCAUCGAAGAAGAGUUCCCUUUACACGGAAACGGGCAGCAAAGAAUGACAUCACCAGAUAGUCCAGGAAAGAGCAUACUGCACACUCAUGGGGUGCUGGUGCCAUCCGGUAUUACUGUGCCUCUAAAUUAUUGAUUAGGUCUAAAUCACUGGGGCCAACAGAUCUCUGGUAAAACGCACACUCUCUCUUUUUAUCUGAGAAUAAAAGUGCCAAAAUGGGAAAUAGAUCGAUGAAGCUGAACCCUCUUAAGCAGGUCAGUGGCUCCGCUAAAUCCAAAAACAAUGGAGAAUCAACCUCGGUUUCUCAAGUUCUCAGAGUUAGAGUGGAAGAAUUGGAGAGUCAGCUAAAGAAGAAGGAUGAAGACUUGAAUGCCAAAGAGCUUCAGAUCAAACAUUUAGAGGAGCAGCUGGCCCAGCAGAGACAGUCCAUCUCAGAGAUCUCUGACACUUUGAGGAACAAGUGUCUACAGCUCAGCAAGCUCCAGGAUGCACUGAAGAAUCAAGGGGAGUUAGGUCUUCUGCCAUCACCUAUCAAAGAAAAGGUCAGUCAGUGUCUCACUGGCCUGCUCAGAGAUACCCUCAACAGGAGGAAAGGAGCAAAAGCUGGAGUUUCUGCAGAACCUUCAUCUAGAACGUAUGAUUCCAGCGGUAUACCAAAGUUCUACUUUGAGAGUGCACGAGUCUGGAAAGAACAAAGUGUAAAGAAGCUCCUCACAGAUGCUUUGAAUAAGAACCAGUAUCUGAGAAGACUUGAGGUGCAACAGGUCAAAGACAUGGUGGAAUGCAUGUAUGAGAGGACGUACCAUCAGGGAGAAUACGUCAUUAAACAAGGAGAGCCGGGAAACCACCUGUUUGUGCUUGCAGAUGGCAAACUAGACGUCUAUCAGCACAGCAAACUGCUCACAUCGAUAGCAGUUUGUACCACAUUUGGUGAAUUAGCCAUCUUGUACAAUUGCACCAGGACUGCCUCGGUCAAAGCUGCCAGCAAUGUGAAGACAUGGGCCCUCGAUCGAGAAGUCUUUCACAACAUCAUGCGGAUGACUGCCGAGGCUCGACACGAGCAAUACCGCAACUUCCUGAGGAGUGUUUCACUUCUUGCCAGUCUACCUGGGGACAAACUAACUAAGAUUGUGGACUGCUUAGAGGUGGAGUUUUAUAAUAAAGGAGACUACAUCAUCCGGGAGGGAGAAGAAGGAAACACCUUUUACAUAAUUGCCAACGGAAAGAUUAAAGUCACACAGAGCACACAGGAUCAUGAAGAGCCUCAGAUCAUCAACACCUUGGGGAAAGGUGAUUAUUUCGGAGAGAAGGCCCUUAUCAGCGAUGAUGUCAGAUCUGCGAAUAUAAUCGCAGAUGAGGAUGGUGUGGAAUGCCUUGUCAUUGAUCGAGAAACCUUCACUCUGACUGUUGGGACUUUUGAUGAGCUUAAAAAGUACCUCCAGAGCUAUGUGGAGAAUUUAGCACGGGACGAUAAGAAGAGAAAUGCUAAAAGGUCAGGAAGCUGCACUCCUCCCACCACCCCAGUGUCACAUGACAUGAUAGAGCUGAAAGAGAGAGAGAGCAAUUUUGCAUCCACUAUACCCUUCAGCUGCCUCGAGGUUAUUGCCACACUGGGAGUUGGAGGCUUUGGCAGAGUUGAACUGGUGAAAGUGAAGGAUGAGAAUGUGACGUUUGCUCUGAAAUGCAUAAAGAAACGGCACAUCGUGGAUAACAGACAGGAAGAACACAUUUACUCCGAGAGGAGGAUCUUGCUUGAGACGAACUCUCCUUUCAUUGUGAAGAUGUACUGCACUUUCAAAGACAACAAGUAUGUGUACAUGCUGUUGGAGGCAUGUUUGGGUGGAGAGAUCUGGAGUCUUCUUAGAGACAGAGGGAGUUUCGAUGAAUACACUGCCAAGUUCUGUGUGGGCUGCGUAACAGAGGCCUUUGACUACCUACACAACAAUGGCAUCAUUUACAGAGACCUGAAGCCUGAGAAUCUCAUGCUGGACACAGAUGGAUACAUCAAGCUGGUGGAUUUUGGCUUUGCUAAGAAGCUCAAGUGUGGCCAGAGGACCUGGACAUUCUGUGGGACUCCAGAGUAUGUUGCGCCUGAGAUCAUUCUCAAUAAAGGUCACGGUCUCAGUGUGGACUUCUGGUCUCUUGGAAUCCUGAUCUUUGAACUUCUCACAGGAAGGUUUCCCCCCUUUACUGGCUCAGAUCAGAUGAUUAUAUACACAUUAAUUCUGAAAGGAAUUGAGAAGAUGGACUUCCCUAAAAAGAUCACCAAGAGGCCCGGUGACCUUAUUCGAAAGCUGUGCAGACAAAACCCUUCAGAGCGACUGGGGUAUUUGAAGAAUGGAAUAACUGAUAUUAAAAAACACAGAUGGUUUACAGGAUUUAGCUGGAGUGGUCUGAAAUCCAGAAGUCUGAUAUCACCACUUAAAAGAGAGGUGAAGGGACCCACUGACCACAGUUACUUUGACAGUUAUCCUCCUGAAGAAGAAAUCCCUCCAGAUGAAAUGUCGGGUUGGGACACAGACUUCUAACUGACCCCUCAGUGCACCCAUGUGUU
Molecule: messenger RNA, 2607 nt
Organism: Cyprinus carpio (common carp)
Lineage: Eukaryota; Metazoa; Chordata; Actinopteri; Cypriniformes; Cyprinidae
Product: cGMP-dependent protein kinase 2-like
Exons: 20
Coding region: 269-2581 (770 amino acids)
Biological process (GO): protein phosphorylation
Molecular function (GO): ATP binding; cGMP-dependent protein kinase activity
Source: RefSeq, a predicted model, not a curated record